Messenger RNA from Lotus japonicus, 1033 nucleotides. RefSeq lists its product as uncharacterized. The record is from RefSeq and is a predicted model, not a curated record. Bases 60 to 740 code for a protein of 226 amino acids. NCBI's taxonomy places the organism in Eukaryota, Viridiplantae, Streptophyta, Magnoliopsida, Fabales, Fabaceae. The transcript has a single exon.
GGCAUAAGAUUUUCAAGGUGAGCGAGGGAAUUUCAAUUGAAUAAGCAUUCAUUGAUAAAAUGAAUACUCAUAUGGAAAUUGGUGGUGAAGAGAGAGCUCCUCCGAAGAAAGGUUGGGCAAAGUUUCUGGGCUGGGUAGAAAACUGUUUGAAAGAUGAAGAUAAGUUGAAGUGGGUUGAAAACAUGAGAGGAAGUCUGAGUUUAAUGGCUUCUAUAAUCGCCACUAUGACCUUUCAACUCGCCACUAACCCUCCCGGCGGCGUCUUUCAGGCAAAUGGCGGCAAUUUAGUAGAUGAUAUUAUAAGUUGUCUAGACAAUGAUACCAUUCAAUGCCCUGGGGAAGCUAUAUUGGCUGUUGUAUACGAAUAUACUUAUACACAUUUCUUAAUUUCCAACACCAUCUCCUUCGUCGCGUCCCUCAGUCUUUGUCUCUUGCUCGUGAGUGGAAUCCCUCUCAAACAUCGAUUUGUGAUAUGGGGUUUGUCAAUCGGCAUGUGCAUCACCAUCACCAGCCUCGCUCUCACCUACAUGUUUGCGGCCUCCAUGGUCACCCCAAAUCCCGUUUGGGAGACAGCUGAUAGCAUGUUUGGACUAGUCCUCAAAAUUUGGAUUGUCUUGCUUGGAGUCGUCGGUGUUUUCCUCAUCAUACGAAUGCUUUACCGUGUGGCUAAAUGGAUCAAUAAAUGUUCUCGCCCGCCAGCAAAUACAAGUACAACAAGAAACGUACAUCCCAGCAGCUAACUAGCUUCCUUAUGGUUGGUUGCAGAUUACGAAUAAACGUUAUAUACGCACGGUUUCAUCUCAAACCAUGCAUGCAUGCUCAUGUGAGUAUGCAUGAUUUAGGAAAUUUGUUGUAUUUAAUUCAAGUUUUAAAAUAAGGGUACGUAGGUACUCUAGAUCUUGCUUUCAUCUGCGGAUGAGUUGUCAACCGGUCUAGCUAGGUUGAUGGUUUCGUCCAUUGUAUUUACUUGUUUGAAGAUGUGUGUUAAGUAGUUUUGAUUAAUUUCUUCGCAAUAUAGUUAUGUUGAAUUUGA